Molecule: messenger RNA, 4878 nt
Organism: Oikopleura dioica
Lineage: Eukaryota; Metazoa; Chordata; Appendicularia; Copelata; Oikopleuridae
Source: the annotation of a GenBank genome assembly
AUGGAAUUCAAAGAGAAUCACAAGCCCUGGGCAUGGGUCUUCGACGCAAAGAUUUGCUGUACUGUUUGUGGCGAACAGAUCAAUGUAUUCGGCCGCUGGCACGAGCACCCUCGCCUAAAAGUGAUCCAAUGCUCUCCCUGUAACAAAUUCUACAAUCAAGGGCGCUGGACAACGGACGAAGACGGCUAUUACGAGCACUGUCGAUGGUGCGGAGAAGGGGGCGACCUACUCGGCUGCGACGAUUGCGUCGAAUCCUUCUGCAAAAAGUGCAUCAAACGGAACUUUGGCCGAGCGGAAACGCAGAUGAUCGAAGCUGCCAAGUGGAAGUGCUUUUGUUGCGACCCAAAGCCGUUGCGAAAACUACUCGACGAUUGUAGAAGAGUCGUGGACGCGAGAAGGCAGCGAGAGGAGUUUCUCUUGGAAGAAGAGAAACGGCUGAAAAGAAAGAAACUCGAGAAGGAGGAAAAAUUCAGACGAGAAAAAGCUGAACAGAAACUUUCUACGAAAUCCAUCUCGCCGGUACCAGCGCCCACAGACGAAUUAUUGAACGGAAACAGCCAAAACAGCGGCGAAUCGACAGAUUUGGAGGAGAUUGACGAGAAAAUGCACAUUCUCCUCAAGCGCCUCCAGCUCAAACUCAACGAUCCUGACAAGUCCUUCGAGCAAAAAGAAAAGGCGCGAACUACAAUCAACACGAUUCAUAAGUCGAUUCAAACGAUCAAGAAAUCAACAGAAAGCGCGUCAAAAUCUUGGCCGGCGCAAGAAACUCAAGCUACAGUGAUAAGCUCUGGCAGCUCAGAAGGAGAAGAAGUCGAGUCGGAAGCAGAAAGCGGAGAUGAACUUUUCGCGAUGACGAAAAAGCGGCGAAAGGGAAGCGCGCACGAAGGAGUUGGAAAGCUUAGAACGGAAACAUCGUCCGACGAAUACUCGGACGAAGAGUCGGCGAAGAAAAUCAAGGAAGAGCGAAAACGCGAGAACGAAAAACGCGCUGAAAAAGCUCGCAUUCGCCGCGAAGCCAUCGCCAAACAGGAAGCAGAAAAAGAAGCUGCGGAAGAAGAACAGCGAAAGAGAAACUUGGAAAGAAUUCGGAUGCGAAAGGCUGAAAGUGCGCUGAAUCAAGAAAACUUGAAAAACGCUAGAAAUGCGAGGAAAGUAUCGCCCAAGCCGCAAAACAACUCCAGCAUCGUGGAACUUUCUGAUUCAGACGAAAAGAUGUCCCCUCAACCGGCACAGGGAAACGAUGAUUCGGAAAAUUCUGGAGCGGAAGAAAACGGAGACGCCGGUUCUAGUGAUGAAGAUCUGGAAUUCCUACCCGACGAGAACAACGUAGCGGAAAAUGGAGCCGAAAAUGGCGCUGCUUCCAGCCAAGGAAGUGACGACGAAAACAUGGAAGCGGAUAUUGAUGAAGACGAAAUUCAAAAGAAAAGGUCUCCCAAACCGAAACGAUCAGAAAAGGCAAAGGAAGUAAUCGAUCUUGACUCUUCUCCAGAAAGAAUGGAAGACGAUUCUCAAGAAAAUGAUGCUGAGGAAGAGGACGAUGACGAACCAGCCAACAGAAGGAAAAAGCGUGAUCGUCUGCUGGAAGACGAGAAAAUUCUUUCUUCAGACGAGGAAUUCAUCAACAGUAUCAAAGGAAAGGGAAAGAAAAAGAGAAAGCUAUCAACUCAAGAGGAAGACCAACAACGGAAACGAAAUAAAAUCUCUUCUUCCGCGGAAGAAAGCUCAGACGAAGAGAUGGAGAUCUCGAAAAAGAGCAAGAGAAGGCGUCGGAAAAAUCUCGACAGUUCAGACGGCGAGGAUGGCUCUGAUAAAGAAAACAUCGAGGAGGAAGAUGGAGAAGGAAGUGGAAAGAAGAAGAAGAAAAAGGAGAAGGCCAAGUCAAGGAAGAUUAUGACAGAUGAGAAGCUCUCGGAGGAAACCAAGGCGGCCGAAAAAGCGGAAAAAGAGAGGAAAAUCCGUCUCGCGAAGAUUCGAGAGGAGCGUCAGACAGUCAAUCCAGGCGAAUCAUUCGAGACUAGUGACUGGAGUGGCGUCUUGAACAAAACGCCGAAAAUCGAAGUUGACCCGGAGCUGAAGGCACAUCUGAAGACUCACCAGAUCGAUGGCGUUCAAUUCAUGUGGGAUUGCACGAUCGAGUCUGUGACACAAAAAGGCAACGAGUUUGUUCUUGGAUCUAAUGCCAGGGGCCACGGUUGUAUUCUAGCGCAUUGUAUGGGCCUUGGAAAGACGCUUCAAUCAAUCGCGCUCAUGCAUACUUUAUACAUUCACGAGUUUCUCAAGCUUAACCAUUACCUCGUGCUGGCGCCGCUGAAUGUCUGUGAAAACUGGGCAAUUGAAGUGGACAAGUGGACUGGCUCUUUAGAGCGCCCACUCGGCUGCUGGAACUUGCAGUCAUCAUCCGAUUACCACGAGCGAUUGGACAUGUGCAAGGAAUGGGACGCAGAAGGAGGCGUUCUUGUCUUGGGCUACUCCCUCUUCCGAAUGUUGGCGACCGGCGCCAACAUGAACAGAAAAGUAAAACGUCUGAUUCCAAAGUUCAAAGAGUUCCUUCUCAAAACACCAGAUUUGAUCGUCGCCGAUGAGGGCCACCAGCUGAAAAACUCAGAAUCCGCCAUUUCUAAGGCAACAAAGCAAAUUCAUACGCACCGUCGAGUGGUUCUCACUGGUACUCCGAUGCAAAAUAACCUCGACGAGUAUCACUGCAUGGUCGACUUUGUCCGCCCAAAUCUUCUCGGUACAAACAAGGAAUUCAGAAAUCGUUUUGCCAACCCUAUUCGAAAUGGAGAACAUAUCGAUGCCAGUCAAUUUGAUGUGAAUCUAAUGAAGAAGCGCGCUUUCAUUCUGGCGAAAUCGCUUGAUGGAGUCGUCCAGCGAAAGGAUUAUUCUUACAUGUGCCAACAUUUACCUCCGAAACAUGAGUACGUCCUGAGUUUGCAACUUACCGAAACCCAGAUCAAACUGUACGAAUACUACCUCAAGAACAAAUCAACUGCCCUCGUCAGUGGAGGCAAAGUCUCUGGAAGAGGACUCUUUGGCGACUUCCAAACCUUCUUGCUCAUCAACAACCAUCCCCGUUGUCUCCUCCAGCAAACUGAGCAACAAGAGGACCGUGCUGACCGCGAAGAACUGAACAGAUUCGUGACUGAUGACACCUCUGAAGAAGAAUCAGACGCGGAAGACUUCAAUGCCGACAACCUCGAUGACGACGACAAGGAAGUCGUUGACACGCCAGAUCCAAAAGAUGAAGACGAGCUCAGGGAACUCAGUGGCAUGAAAAUCCGCCAGUAUGUCAUCGCCAAAGCUGGUGGAUAUCACCACUGUAAUUCGUCUGAUCCACGGGAUCUUCUGCGACGAGCGAUCGAGCUCUUCCGAAAAGAAAUCGAUCCAGACAACGAGUAUUUGGAGGAAGAAAUCAAAUUUCUGAAAAGAGACAAACUAAAAGAACUCAUCCUUCGAAAGGGCGGCACUGAUGCAGAUGUAACUGGCAAGUCUAAAACGGAUCUGCGAAAUUUCGCAGCACAUCUUCAUCGAAAAUCAGUCAUGCCUCCUCCCGACAGAGUCUGGUACGAGCAGGUCAUGAAUGACACGAACGAGAAUACUUUUGAUUGGGAUAAAGCGGAGCUCUCAAUCAAAAUUAAUGCGCUCAUUGAAAUCAUCAACAUCUCACACCAUCUCGGAGACAAGUUGAUCGUCUUCUCGCAGUCAGUCAUUACGCUUGACACGAUUGAAAGCUUCCUUCACGAGUCGACAGUUACGACAGGCUUUAAUCUUGAUGAUGAAUCGCCCAAAAUGCCCUUGUUUGUCGGCAAUCAGAAGUGGUACAAAAACAUUGACUACUUCCGAAUAGACGGAAGCGUCACAGCGGCAAAGCGAACCACUUACAUUGAAAGCUUCAAUGACCCUGAAGACGAUCGAGCCAGACUCUUCCUUGUUUCUACAAAAGCGGGUGGAAUUGGAACGAAUCUUGUUGGAGCAAAUCGUGUCAUCAUUUUCGACUCCUCGUGGAACCCCGCUCAUGAUGUUCAGUCCCUCUUCCGAGUUUAUCGAUUUGGUCAAACUAAAAGUGUCUUUGUUUACCGUUUUGUCGGACACGGUACGAUGGAAGAGAAGAUUUACGAACGUCAAGUUAACAAGUCGUCACUUGGCUUACGAGUUGUCGACGAACAACAAGUUGACCGCCACUACUCUGCUGAUCAACUGAAAGAUCUCUACAAGUUUGUGCCGAAGCCUGAAGGAGAGCGAGAGCGUCUUGCUCUUCCCAAAGAUGACUUGCUCAAGGAAAUGAUCACUCAUGACAAGACCAAGGACUGGAUCCUCAAAUACCACGAGCACGACUCCUUGUUAGAGCACAAGCCCGAAGAAAACCUGACGAAAGAAGAAAUUGACAGAGCCUGGGAAGAGUACGAGAAUGAAAAGAAGGGAAUCUUCACGCAUCGUUACAACCCAUCCGUGCACUUCAACCCAACGCAAUCUGUCUUCGCCAACACCCACAACGAUUCUUUGAUCGAGAGUGAGAAUUGGCUAAUGGGACUCUCCAACCCAACUCUGACGGCUUUGGUCAAAGUUGGCGAAGAAAUCUUUGGCGAAAAGUACAACUCCUUCUUCGCCAAUAGAUACCAGCCGAAAGUUCCAGAGAUGAUGAAGCUACUUCUGUCUUACAAUCCCAACACGCCGUAUAUCGACGCUUAUCAGAACUCUGUUCGUCUUGUCGGCGUUGUUCAACAAAUGCUUGGGAACGAGGAAACUAUGUACCAAGAAGGCUUCGCCAUCUACCAACAACUCUUGAAGCGCUACGAAGCCCUCAAGAAUGGCUUAGGUCAAAGCGCCUCUGCGAAGGUCCCGAUCAAAAUCGCACCGCGCGCCUAUUUCAACAAAUAA